UCUUCCAAGAGAAGACGGAAGAAUGCUGCUUUUAUCCGCCAUCUCCAACUGUCACCCCACCUUUCCCCCUGCUUUAAACCAGGGCUUGGAUUUUGGUUUCUUAUGGCAACAGGAAAAGGGGAAGCAAGGAGAUGAAGCACAAUGGGUGAAGCCACGCCAACAACUCAAGUUUCUACAAAGAUUAGCUCCACCUUUAUUUGCUGCAUUUCUAGCCUUAUCUCCUAUCAUCACUCCUCCAGUGUCAUAUGGUCAAACAAUAGAUGCAAAACGAGGAGCUUCAUUGUUUCGCCAUGCUUGCAUCGGAUGUCAUGAUGCAGGUGGAAACAUAAUACAACCAGGUGCAACUCUAUUUCUAAAAGAUCUGCAGAGAAAUGGAAUUGACACCGAAGAGGAAAUAUACCGCAUAACAUAUUAUGGAAAGGGAAGAAUGCCGGGCUUUGGUGAGAUGUGUACUCCGAGGGGUCAAUGCACAUUUGGAGCUCGUCUACAUGAAGAUGAAAUAAAACUUCUGGCUGAUUUUGUGAAGUCACAAGCAGAUCAAGGAUGGCCAAACAUAGGAAAUAGUGGAGAUUGAUUCAUCCUGUCGUCAGAUAUCAGGAUAGUUUAUUCACUUCAGAAGUUGCUAAAUCUUGACAGGAUUGCCCACAAAUAUAUUGGAGCAAGUUUCUGAAUGAAAUUGCAGAAUGUCAAAUAAAUGGAUGUUGUUCAGUUCCUUAAGUUAACAUGAAGACUUGGUCUCCUUGUGUAGACUUCAUGCAAAAGUGACUGUUGAACUCUCACUGCUAAGUUUAAGGUAUAAAACCAAACUACCUAUCAAGAUCAUUUACCGUUAUUUGUACGAAAUACAUAUCAUAUGACAUGCAGUCUAUGUAGUAAAAUUUAAAUGAAAUGAGUUGGCAAGUUUUU
Messenger RNA from Cynara cardunculus var. scolymus (artichoke), 906 nucleotides. RefSeq names its product cytochrome c6, chloroplastic. NCBI's taxonomy places the organism in Eukaryota, Viridiplantae, Streptophyta, Magnoliopsida, Asterales, Asteraceae. The transcript is spliced from 8 exons. The coding region runs from base 23 to 574 and encodes 183 amino acids. Gene Ontology annotation, molecular function: electron transfer activity; heme binding; iron ion binding. The record is from RefSeq and is a predicted model, not a curated record.